Molecule: messenger RNA, 1029 nt
Organism: Gracilinanus agilis (Agile Gracile Mouse Opossum)
Lineage: Eukaryota; Metazoa; Chordata; Mammalia; Didelphimorphia; Didelphidae
Gene: LPAR2
Product: lysophosphatidic acid receptor 2
Exons: 2
Coding region: 1-1029 (342 amino acids)
Biological process (GO): G protein-coupled receptor signaling pathway
Cellular component (GO): membrane
Molecular function (GO): lysophosphatidic acid receptor activity
Source: RefSeq, a predicted model, not a curated record
AUGGAUCACUGUUAUUAUAAUGAAUCUGUGAGCUUCUUCUACAACCACAGUGGAAAGCAGCUGAAUCUACACUGGCAGCCCAAGGAUGUGGUAAUGGUGACUCUGGGGCUUACUGUGAGUGUAGUGGUCCUGCUGACCAACCUGCUUGUCAUAGUGGCUAUCAUUUCCAAUCGGCGGCUACACCAGCCCAUUUAUUAUCUACUAGGGAAUCUAGCUGCAGCUGACCUGUUCGCAGGACUGGCCUACCUGUUCCUCAUGCUGCACACAGGCCCCCGCACAGCCCAACUCUCAGUGAGGGUCUGGUUUGUGCGGCAGGGCCUUCUGGAUGCCAGCCUCAGUGCUUCUGUGGUCAACCUGCUGGCCAUCGCAGUGGAAAGGCACCGGAGUGUCAUGGCAGUGCAGCCACUGAGCCUCCUGCCCCGGGGUAGGGUGCUGUUGCUUAUGGCUGGCAGUUGGGCAGUUGCACUGGGCCUGGCACUUUUGCCCUCCUACUGGAACUGUUUGUGUAACUUGGACCACUGUGCCCGCCUGGCUCCAAUCUACAGCCGCACCUUCCUGACAGCCUGGGCCCUUGGCAACUUGCUGGCCUUCCUGCUUAUGGCAGCUGUCUAUGCACGCAUCUUCCUCUAUGUUCGAGGCUGCAUGAAUCGCAUGUCACAACACGCUGGCUUCCACCCAAGAUACCGUGAGACCACAGUUGCCCUAGUCAAGACAGUGGUCAUCAUUUUGGGGGCAUUUGUGGUCUGCUGGACACCUGGCCAGGUGGUAUUGCUUUUGGAUGGUCUGGGCUGUGACUCCUGCAAUGUCUUAGCUGUGGAAAAGUACUUCCUACUUUUGGCUGAGGCCAACUCGCUGGUUAACCCAGUUGUAUAUUCAUGCCGAGAUGCUGAGAUGCGCAGCACCUUCCGACGUCUCCUCUGUGGCUGUUUGAGGAGUUCUUCCCACCACAUGCCCAGAAAAGGGCCAAGACCUGGAAUGAGGGUCAAUAUUCCUGACAGUGGCCAUCCUCUGGUGGAUUCCUCCCUUUAG